AUGGGGGUGAGGGUGGCCCCCGAGAGCUCCCGAGUUGCCCUUCGCCUUUCCUGCUCACGGCUUGCCCCACACCCGGGAACACAGGCAAGGACUAGGAACCAGGCCCCACAGGAGAUCUCCAGUGGGGUGGUACUGGCCAGGAAGUGCACGCUCACCGGGCCAGGGGCGUCCCCAGAGAAGGGUAGUCAACAGAACGGCGCCUUCCAGAACCAACCCCCCCGCUCCCGCACAGAGCUUCUAGAACGACCGCCUGCGCCUGAUCGGGCCCCCAAGGGCGGGAUCGGCAGCCUGCCCAUGACCUCCGGCGGCUUCCAGCUCUGGGCCCCAGGGCUCCUCUGCACCGAGCGUCACCUGGCCAAGCGCCUCAGGAGCAACAGCUCCUACCCAUUCACGCAGCAGCAGCCUCAAGUCUUCGUGCUCGAGUACUACCUGGACACGCUGUGGAAGGGGACGCUGCUCUUCGUCGCCUGCCUCUUCCUCGUCAGCCUCGGCCUCGUGAGCCAGGUGCACAAGCAGGAGACAUGGGCGUUCCCCGCGUACGGCAUGGGCGUGGGCCUGUGGCUCGUGAUCUCGUCGCUGCCGCGGCGCCGCCUGGUGCUGAACCACACGCGCGGCAUGUACCACUUCUCCAUCCAGGGCCGCACCGUGUGUCGGGGCCCCCUGCACCUGGUCUACGUGCGCCUGGCGCUCAGCUCCGACGCGUACGGAAAGUGCUUCUUCCAGCUGGUUCUGUCUGGCCACAAACUGGAGCCUCUGGUGCUGGUACACCUGUCAGAGCGCUACGAGCAAAUGGAAUACUUGGGCCGUCAGAUCGCCCGGAAGCUCAACAUUAACUACUUCGACUGCCAGGCCGCGUCGUACCGGCAUGUGGUCCGCCACCGGCCGCCGGGGGCCGCCUUCAGCCCGGGCAUCGUGCUGCGCAAGACCCGCGCCUACGGCGAGCCGGGCUCUCAGUCCGACCUGGACGUGUGACCCCGGGACCGGCACCUCAGCCGAGGCCAGCACUCUCCCUUACCCUCCAUCUUCCUUCCACCCACCCCUGACCACUGGCCUGCCUCUCAAUAAAGCUGCUUGUUGCUCC
This is a messenger RNA of Manis javanica (Malayan pangolin), 1081 nucleotides long. The record is from RefSeq and is a predicted model, not a curated record. NCBI's taxonomy places the organism in Eukaryota, Metazoa, Chordata, Mammalia, Pholidota, Manidae.